ACUCAACCCAACCGCCUCCGCUUGAUCUCUUCUCCUUGUCCUCUCCGUAUAUAAACUGCCUGCUCUCAUCCACCAGCAGCAGAAUCCAGUUCCUGCUCUCCUCGCCGUCGAUCGCGCCGGCCGGCGGCCACCGUCCAUCCAUAGAUCUCCGUCAAGAUCUCCAGUCCGAGUUCAGAGGUGCUGCUAGCUUAGCUGCUGCUGACCACAUGGCAGAUGCAAGCAAGCAGGAUUACGUCGGGUCUUUUCCUCCGGGGAAAAAGAUAACAGUUGUGUUUGUCAUAGGAGGACCUGGCAGUGGCAAAGGGACUCAGUGUGCUAAGAUUGUGAACCAGUUUGGGUUUACCCAUCUGAGUGCUGGAGAACUUCUUCGCGAAGAAGUUAAAUCUGAUACCGAACAAGGUACAAUGAUCAAGAAUCUUAUGCAAGAAGGAAAACUUGUGCCGUCCGACAUAAUCGUUAGGCUACUGCUGAAGGCCAUGCUUGAAAGUGGAAACGAUAAGUUUCUUAUUGAUGGAUUCCCGCGAAAUGAAGAGAACCGUCAAGCGUAUGAGAAUAUCGUUAACAUUGAGCCUGAGUUCGUACUGUUCAUUGACUGCUCGCUGGAAGAGAUGGAGAGGCGCAUUCUAAAUCGAAAUCAGGGAAGAGACGAUGACAACGUCACCACUGUUAGGAGGCGGUUUGGAGUUUUUCAGGAAUCAACUCUGCCUGUUAUUCAGCACUAUGAAAAAUUGGGGAAGCUUCGAAGGGUUGAUGGUGACAGGCAGCCAGAUAUAGUCUUUGAAGACGUGAAGGCUGUUUUCGCGCAACUAAACAUUCAGACAAACCAAGCUAGCCAUGUAAGCAGGGCACAGACUAAUCCAUUCAAGCGUUGGUUCCUUGAUCUGUGUUGCGGUUGCUUCGACGCGCAAGAGAGAAGGAACUGAGAAAUGUUGAAUGUGGAACCCUUCAGUCCGGGGACAGAAGAACAGUGGAGAAAAAGGAGACGCUUAACUGGUGUUCUGAUAUACUGAUAUGUUUUACCUGGUGUGUGAUUUUGUGUGUGUUGUGCUGGUUCAGUUUGCUGUGAGCUCGGUUAAGCUGUGUGAGUUUAUGCUGAUAUGUUUACUAGUCCUGCCCAGCUUCAGUUUGUACUAAAGGUUUCAGGUUAAUUUGGGUUUUCAGUUAGUCCUGCCCAGCUGCAGGUAAACCUUGACUUUUUUUUUAGAUGAAACCUUGAGCCAUGGAAGCAUCGAACAUUUGAUUGUUCUUUUACAGCAAGAGACAUUUUUACUC
Molecule: messenger RNA, 1272 nt
Organism: Brachypodium distachyon (stiff brome)
Lineage: Eukaryota; Viridiplantae; Streptophyta; Magnoliopsida; Poales; Poaceae
Product: UMP-CMP kinase 1
Exons: 10
Coding region: 207-923 (238 amino acids)
Biological process (GO): UDP biosynthetic process; CDP biosynthetic process; 'de novo' pyrimidine nucleobase biosynthetic process
Cellular component (GO): nucleus; cytoplasm
Molecular function (GO): ATP binding; UMP kinase activity
Source: RefSeq, a predicted model, not a curated record